CGAAAUAAAUUUAGUUUCAUUUCAAAAUUCGACAUGAAAGCAUUGUGGUUCGUUUUCAUAUUUUUCAAUAUUUUAUUUUCACAAUGUAUUGCUCAAAUAAAAACCGCCGAAGAAAACAAUGAAGAAGAUCCCGAUCCCGGUGUCCCAGUGGUGCAAACAUCGCUGGGGAAAAUUCGAGGCAAAAUGUUGACAACCCUGUAUGGCAAAUUGUUUUAUGCCUACCGGGGUAUACGCUACGCCAAGGCACCGGUGGAUGAUUUAAGAUUUAAAGCCCCCAUCCCUGUUGAACCUUGGAAUGAUACCCUGAAAGCCACCUCUGACAGUUUGGUGUGUCCCCAGCCCGGAGUUUUGCAAGUGGUUAUGAGUGAAGAUUGUCUAAAAUUGAAUGUUUUCACUAAAAAUGUAACGGCCCGCUUGCCGGUGAUGGUCUACAUUCAUGGUGGGGCCAAUGUCUUGGGUAGUGGCCACAGUUUGUACGAGGCUGGACCCCAAUAUCUGCUUGAUCAUGAUGUGGUCAUGGUGGCAUUUAAUUAUCGUUUGGGAGCCCUGGGUUUCCUUAGUACCCAAACAGCGGAAUAUCCUGGAAAUUAUGGUUAUCUGGACCAAGUACUGGCCCUGCAAUGGGUGAGUGAUCAUAUUUCGCAUUUUGGUGGUGAUCCUGAGUCGGUGACCAUUUUUGGUAUGAGUGCUGGUUCCAUGGCAGUUUCAUUGCAUCUGGCGUCGCCACUAUCGAAAGGGCUCUUCCACAAAGCCAUACUCAUGAGUGGCUCGGCAACCAAUCAUUAUGACAUCGAUAACAUCUAUUGGACCAGGAAAUUGGCCAAGGAACUGUCGUGUCCACAAUACCAUCCCAGCGAUAUAGUGGAAUGUCUGAGGGAAAUUAGCUGGAAGACAAUUGUAAAUAAAUGUGCCGAAUGGGAACCCUAUUCCUUUGUCAAUAUGAAAUGGAACUAUGAAGUUGAUGGGAAGUUCUUGCCCGAACAUCCCAGCAAACUGUUUGCUGAGGGUAAAUUCAAUAAGGUGCCAAUGAUUGUAGGCUUUGCAGGCAAUGAAUUGGAUUUUUCGGUGCAGCAUCAGGAGAACAACACCCGUUUGCUGCAUGACUUGGCUGUAAGUUUUGAUAUGUAUGCCCCGGAAAUAUUUCUCUAUAAGCCAGAAUCGUCGAAUUUAACUCCAGAUCAAUUGAAAAGUAAACGCAUUUGGAAUUUUUAUAUGGGUUCGGAAACUAAGGAGCUAAAUGUAUCAAACUUGCAUACGUUUGGAGAAAUAUUCUCUGAUGCCAUCUUGGGCCAUGGCAUUCAUCGUUUGGUCAGCCUUGCCAAUAAAGAUACUCCGGUGUAUUAUUAUAGGACCGACUAUGUGGGCCAUCGAAGUUUAUAUCCCGAUAAUUAUGGACAAUCACAGGGUGUUGGUCAUGCCGAUGAUUUACAAUAUGUAAUGCCUGGCCUAUGGUAUGGCACACAAAUGUCCGAGGAUAAUCCCGAUAUAUUUAUGGUUAAACGCAUGACCCAGCUAUGGACCACAUUUGCCACAACUGGAAAACCCACAGCCGAUGAUGUUAAAGAAUGGUCACCAGUUGGCGAUAGUAAUUUGGCAAUACUUUACAAUGGCAAAUCCGCCGAGAUGGGCCAAUGGCCAUAUACGGAACGUUAUCAACUAUGGGACGAAAUGUUUCCAAUUGAAAAGAGUGGCGUUGGGUGCCACUUGCCCAUUAUGGGGAUAAUUACAAUAUUAGUGUUAAGCAUUUGGAAAUUAAGUUAAUGUUUUUUGAGUUCACUAUUUAUUUUGGGUAAGAUAAGAAGGUGGUGUUGCUGUUUCCACUGCGCCAGGAGACAUUAAUUGCCAUUAAGAUUAAAUAAAAUGUUCUGCCGUUGGUUUUU
This is a messenger RNA of Musca domestica (house fly), 1880 nucleotides long. RefSeq names its product esterase E4. The transcript is spliced from 4 exons. Lineage: Eukaryota; Metazoa; Arthropoda; Insecta; Diptera; Muscidae. The record is from RefSeq and is a predicted model, not a curated record. The coding region runs from base 34 to 1761 and encodes 575 amino acids.